AUGGCUAGUGAGGAUAGUUUUCUAGUGCUAGUACACCACAGAGGAUCGAUUAAGAGAAAAACUCGGUCUGGGGUGAAGUUCACGGAUAAGGAUCCUCUAUGUAUUACCAUGAGCCCUGCGACCAAUUACGAUGGUCUCGUGAGCUCUGUGCUUGGCAAACUUGGUCUGGAAGGAGUGAAGAGAGUUAAGAAGUUUUUCUAUCGCAUUCUAAUCACGGUGCUCCACGAUACGGUGAAGUAUGAUUGUUUCACGAUCGGGAGUGAUGAGGACUUGCAGGUCAUGUUUCUUUCUUGUAGGCAGUUUCUAGAGGUGAGGACACCGGAGCUGUUGGCUAAGUUCGUCGACGUGGUAUCUAGCUCUGGUGGGUCGAACCAGAAUGCCAACACUAUAGCCACGGCGGCCGGUUCGAGCUCGAGACCUGCGGUUGCUUCUUCCUCUGUUCCAGUGUAUGAGGCAGCGGUCCAGCCUGCCGCCUCCCCAUCGUUUGCUGUUGAUCUCACCGGCAAUGUUGGAGACGAGGUUGGAUAUGAUGAACAUCAUCCGACUGAAGUACAGUGUCCUCCUCCGGCUGGUGUUGGCGAGGGAUUGUGUGAUGAUCCAGAUGAUGAUGAAGUCGAGCCGGAUAUUAUCGCUGAUGAAAGCGGCGAUGAUGUUGGAGCGAGUGAUCCGAUAAGGCCUACUGGUGGUUCUAGUUCUGGCACAAAUCAGUACCCACCCUAUUUUUCAUCUUUGGAUCUGGAUGCCAUGAGGCAGGACAGACAUCUUGGGCAGCUAGCUGGAUUUGGCGCUAGAGAUACCGACGGGUCUGCCGGUAUAACAGAGUUCCAGGUUGGUCAACAAUUCCAGAAUAAAGAUGAGGAGCUGUUGAGUGUCAAGACGUAUAGCAUCCACCGAGGGGUACAGUACAAGGUGGUUGAGUCUGACUAUCGCCGGUACGUGGGAAAGUGUUCUGAGUUUGGGAAUGGGUGCACAUGGUUGAUUAGGCUAAGCCUCCGACAGCGCAAGGGCAUCUGGGAAGUCAAGCGGUACAACGGGCCGCAUACCUGUCUCGCCACCUCCAUCUCCAGCGACCAUAGGAGCUUGGACUACCACGUGAUAGCGACAUUCAUCAUGCCAAUGGUUAGGGCUGACACAUCUGUCAACAUCAAGGUGCUUCUAAAUGCAACGGCAGCGCACUUUGGCUUCAGGCCUACAUACCGAAGGGUGUGGAUGGCCAAGCAGAAGGCGGUGGCAAUCAUCUACGGGGACUGGGAUGAGUCGUACAACGAGCUCUCUCGGUGGGUCUUAGGAGUUCAGUUGACUAUGCCUGGCACUGUAGCAGUCCUCAGGACCUGCCCUAUUCGAGUUGGUGGACAGGUGGAUGAGUCUCAGGCUUAUUUUCAUAGGAUGUUCUGGACUAUUCUCCCUUGUAUCGAAGCAUUUCAUUAUUGCAAGCCGUUGGUGAGUAUUGACGGCACCCAUCUAUAUGGCAAGUAUGGGAGAACAUUGCUUGUGGCGAUUGCACAGGACGGGAAUUCCAACAUACUCCCUGUGACAUUCGCACUAGUUGAGGGUGAGAAUGCUGAGUCAUGGUCCUUCUUUCUCUUCUGCAUUCGACACGUUGCAGCGAAUUUCGCCCUCACCUUCAAGGGCAAAGAUGCCCGGAGGCUUCUUGUGAACGCCGCAUAUGCGAAGACCGAGGUGGAGUUUGACUACUGGUUCGACAUCCUACGCUCUGAGAAUCCGGCAAUGUGUGACUGGGCGAACCGAAUUGAGUACUCGUUGUGGACACAGUACUGUGAUGAAGGUCAGAGAUUCGGGCACAUGACGACCAAUAUAUCAGAGUGUGUCAAUUCAAUCCUGAAGGAGGUAAGGAACCUCCCUGUUUGCUCGCUGGUGAAGGCCACAUACGGAAGGCUGGCUGAGCUAUUUGUCUGUAAGGGUAGGGAGGCCGAGGCUCAGAUGGGUACUGGACAACAAUUCAGUCAAUACCUAGUAAAGUGUAUUGAGGCCAACCUGAAGACAGCCAGGUGCUUCACAGUGACUGUUUAUGACAGGGAUAACUCGGAGUACACCGUGGCUGAGAUGACUCCGACAGGUUCAUUCUCACUUGGUACGUACAGGGUCUCAUUAGGGUCCAAGACUUGUGAUUGUGGAUACUUCCAAGCACUUCAUUUCCCGUGUCCUCACGCCCUGGCCUGCUAUGCUUAUUCACGUCUUACAUGGCAGCCUUACGUCUACCAGGUCUAUCGCCUUAGUUCCGUUUUCGGUGUCUAUCAGAUGGGAUUUACACCUCCCAUUCCGGAGGGUUUCUGGCCACCAUAUGCCGGGCCUACCGUUAUACCGGAUCCGAACAUGAGGCGUGCGAGGGAGGGUCGUCCAAGGUCCACACGCAUUCGCACCAACAUGGAUAAUGCAGAUCCGAACCGGCCAAAGAGAUGUGGCCUCUGUAGGCAGCCAGGACACACCCGUCGUAGUUGUCCACAAGCAACAGGACCCAGCGGGAAUGCUGGGAAUUAA
Molecule: messenger RNA, 2499 nt
Organism: Arachis duranensis
Lineage: Eukaryota; Viridiplantae; Streptophyta; Magnoliopsida; Fabales; Fabaceae
Exons: 1
Coding region: 1-2499 (832 amino acids)
Molecular function (GO): zinc ion binding
Source: RefSeq, a predicted model, not a curated record